This is a messenger RNA of Oreochromis aureus, 4822 nucleotides long. RefSeq names its product unc-51 like kinase 4 (gene ulk4). The record is from RefSeq and is a predicted model, not a curated record. Gene Ontology annotation, biological process: protein phosphorylation. Lineage: Eukaryota; Metazoa; Chordata; Actinopteri; Cichliformes; Cichlidae. The coding region runs from base 3 to 4079 and encodes 1358 amino acids. Gene Ontology annotation, molecular function: protein kinase activity; ATP binding. The transcript has 36 exons.
UCAUGCCAACAUUUCAGUCCCCCCACUCUUCCAUUUGGAACAAUGCGACCCAUCACUCUUCCGCUCACAAACAGCGGGUCGUUGAAGAGCAAAUGGAAAACUUCAUUCUGUACGAGGAGCUUGGGGCAGGCCGCAACUCAGUUGUCUAUAAAGGAAGAAGGAAGGGCAAUCUCAACUAUGUUGCCAUCAAAUGCACUGACAAGACCAAGAGACCUGAGAUUACUAACCAUGUACGCCUCACCCAGGAUCUGGAUCAUCCAAAUAUAGCAAACUUCUACGAGUGGUAUGAGACAAGUAACCACCUGUGGUUGGUGGUGGAGCUUUGUACAGGGGGUUCCCUGGAGUCUGUAAUUGCCCUUGAUGGAAGCCUGUCACAAGAUGGGGUACGAAGGUUUGGAUGGCACUUAGUCAAAGGACUGAAACAUAUCCAUGAGUUAGGAAUCAUUUUCUCUGACCUGACUCCUGCUAAGAUCCUACUUGAUGGCAGCGGCAUUCUGAAGUUUGGUAACUUCUGUCUGUCUAAGGCAGAGGGAGAGACUCUGCAGGAUUUCCUUACCUUGUUCUCUGCAUCUGAGGAGAUAGAGGAAGGAGACAGCAAUCAGAACACGGACAACUUAAAGAAAAGAUUACAAGGUUCUACAGCUUACAGUGCUCCAGAGGUUUUGGAAGGAUCAGAAACUAAUAUGAAUUGUGAUCUCUGGUCUCUUGGUUGUAUAUUAUACUACAUGUACACCGGUAAACCCCCCUUCUGCUCUGACAACUACACUGAAUUGAGAGAGAUGAUCUUGAAUGAGGAACCACCACCUCCCAGGCAGACAGUGGUUUCUGCAGGUCCUCCCUGCCAGGAUUUCCAGAGUCUUCUGAAAGGGUUGCUCAACAAAAACCCUGAGAGGAGGAUGAACUGGCCACAGCUGCUUGCUCACCCUUUCUGGAGACAAAUAAUAAAGGAGGAAGAGGAUGCAGAAGAAGGUGAAGAGAAGAAUGAAGAAAAUGAAGAGGAAGAAAGUGUCUGCAAGGAGGUUGUUUCUUGUAGUUUGAGGCCAUGUGACAGAAGGACUGACAGCCAAAAUUCUGUCAAACACACAUCCUCUGGAGCCCUGAGCCAAAGCCUGACCCUGAAUAGUGAAGUGUUAAGGGAGAGAAGAAGAGAAGGAGAACCUGAAGACGAUCCUAAGUUAACUGGGAGUCAGCAGAUGUGCCGCACACUGCAGUCCAAUAAGUCAUUCACACUAGAUAAUGUUUCAGACCUGAAGCCAAAGAGUGGUUUGGAUGAGGACAGCACUGAGGCCAUUUUUUUGCUCAGCUCCCGUGCCAACUCAGUCAGAAACUGCAGUUCAUCUGACUGUCCAAAUCAGAACAUUGCACCUCAGGUUACUCUCACUACCAGUAACUGUACUGACACUACAUGCUGUGUGAAGGAUCUUCUCCACACUGAAUUUGAUCUCACUGUCACCCCAGUCAUUGACAACCCCAAGAUUUUGAAGAACACUCCUGUGCGAUAUGAUCCUAAAACCCUAUGUGUACCUGCAUAUUCGGGUGAGAAGCUACAGUCUCUGAGUGAUGAAGAGUGGACUGUCUUUCUAUCACAGCUUUGUUCAUCCAUUGAAGAACAGAGCCACUCCACUUCCACAGCCACUCGAUCCAAACUCAACCUCCUGUGCUACCUCUGCUGUGUGGUUGGACAUACAGUUAUCGCUAACAGGCUGAUUAACUCACGACUGCUUCUAGUUUUGGUCCACCUGUUGAGACAAGCUCCUAACUGGGACAUACGGAGCAAGGUUCUCAGAGUGAUGGGACUACUGGCUCUGCACUGUCGUGACCUUGGAGUGGACAGUCCUGUUUCUGAGGCUGUGUCCACACUAACAGACCUCCUGAGGGAUAAUCUGAGGAACAGUAAAAUAAAACGGCUCCUGUUGCCACCACUCGCGGAGUUCCUCUACCUCAUCUCCUCUCAGGAGAAGAAGAGAGGCUCCCCAGAGGGACUGUGGUUCGUUCCCGCUGCCGCCUACACUGGCUUAAUGAGGAGCCUGCGGGAAGGGGAUGACACUGCAGUUCAUCAUAUGGCAGCAAAAGCAAUAGAGAACAUAUCAACAGUGCUGUCUGGUCCCUCCCAUCACCUGGUCACCACAGAGAUAGGCUCCGCCCUGUGGUACCUGUUCACUCACUCCACUGUGGACGCUGUCAGAGUCACUGCUAUUUCUUCUCUUUCUAGGCUAACCCGGGUGGUCCCAGCAAUCUUCCUAUCAGUAAUUGACACCUGUGGUCCAGUAGCCAUCUUGGAGGGCCUAGUGGGUACAGGAGCCCGGGUCCAGCAGCACCUGCUCACUGCUGUGGCCGCUGCCUUGCUCACCUCAUGCACUCAAACACACCGUGUCACACAAAACAGGGAUUUGGUGCUGAAAGUGCUGCGUUGUCUGGAGAGUCCAUCUACGAUAACAAGAGCCAAAGCAUUACUACUGCUUCUUCUGCUCAUACAAGACAACACACACACACUGCUUUACUGCUGUCAAAACAGACUUGUGAUAUACCUGGAGAGAGACCUCCGCAAAGCCACUCCUCUCAGAGAGAAUCCCAGCCAAUCAGGAUACUUGUCUCAGUGUCUCGAUUUACUGAUUGCAUAUCUGAGCAGCACCACACCAGUGAUUAUGGAGGAUGUCCUGUGUGCCCUCAGAGGUGUGAUUGGGAGAAGACACCCAACUACUGCUCAGAGUAAACAACUCAAACAAACUUUGCCUACUUUGUCCAUAGUGCUGGACCUUGUUUCAUCUCAGGUCUUUAGAUCUCACAUUGUAACAGGACAGUUUCUGGCUCAAAUUGGAUUGCUGUUGAACUUCAUUGCCUCAGUAGAGUCCAAUGAAACAAAUCUGGCUAGUGCUAUGGGUACAGCAAUAUGUGAAGAUUUAAUUAGAACAUCUCUGUCCAUUGUGGAAGUACUGAGCCAGCACCAUGCACUAAUCAGUCCACAUCAUAGUGAUGUCGUGGAUGCCAUCCUGCCUCCUCUGACAACAAUGGCUUUCAGCAAAAAUGUGGAGUGGUCUGUGUUUGUUUUGAGGGUGUUGUCUGAACUCAGUCUAAUCCUGCUGGUCCAAGAUGGUGUUGAUACUGAGUUAAAAGAGGAAAGGACAGAGGAAAAUAAAGAGAGAAGUGAGAAGGAAGGAAAGGCGGCAGAGGAAAGAGGGGAUGGACUCUCGUGUAUCACUGAAUCUCUCCUUUCAAGGUACGAGACUCUUCUACGAGCACCAGAGCCUAUACCCCUCCAUGCACUCAAACUGUUGGUAUCAAUGACUGAACACAACGGUCAGGCCUGCAGGUUGAUCAAACGUAGUAGGAUCCUACCAAUGGUCUUUCAGCUCAUUAUGGCCAAUAGAAGUAACGUUACCAAUGGGAUAGUCCAAAACGCAGUUGUUUUGCUCUGCAAUCUUAGUGAGGGCACAAUCCAGGAACAGCAACCACUGUAUCAACAAGGGCUUAUUGAGGUGGUGGUUUGUACCCUCUCAGAAGCUGCACUUGCUCAUCUAGAUAGAGAAGAGCAUGCUGGAAGGAAGGUCGGCCACCUUGUGCUACAAGCUCUGUUGGAACUGCUUCACAACGUCCUUAAGCAAACAUCAGUUGUUGUCCGCUCUGCCCUGCAGAGCCAGAGGCUAUCUUGUCCAGCAGCAGAGACAGAGGCAGCAGAGAAGCUGCUCCUAGCCAACAGACCCCUGAGCCAACUCAGCACACACCUCAUUCACAUGCUGUCUGCUGAGAACCAGGAAAUCUGGGAGGAGUCUGUUCACUGUCUGUCACUGCUGGUCCAGCUUUACUGUGGAGAGGGUCCUGACUGCCUGUCGCCUUCCUGUUUACGAAGCUUCUCGCAUGUGCUGCGCACUCGCAUGCACACUGAGACCCUCCGAACACAACGUACAGCACUUAAAAUUAUUAAACGACUAGUUCAGGCUACGGACAGGUCAGAUUGGAGUGAAUGUCCUGAGGGGGCGGAGCUAAUGAGUCUACUGCACGAUAUGACUACAUCCAACAGGUAUCACACUGAUGUCACUGGCCUGGCUGCUGAUAUCCUUCAAGAGAUCUCUGAAUCCUAAAAGCUUUCAGUCUUCAGCCAACUGAACACAGCUCAAGAUUUGAAACCUUUUAACUGAUUAAAGGAUAGAAGUUUGGUUUACUGUAUAAACAUUUCAACAGCUGUGAAAAGCUCGUAAAGACUUAGUGGCUUUGAGCAUGUGCUGUCAGAGCAUUGAGCCAUGCCUCCACAUGACUGUCAUCAUUUCAAAUUGGAUCAGUGGCAGUAAUAAAUAUUACUGCGUCACUAAAAUGUCUUGACGGGGCAAUCAAAACAUGCAUCCAAUGUUCAUCAGACUUCACAGGAUUACAGCAUGAGUGUUAAUUUAGACCGUCAUAGGCGUCGCAACACUGACCUCCGAGUGUGUCAACACACCUCGUGUCAUCAGCAGUGACAGAAUAUUAGAUCACGCAUGCCAUCAUGAGUCAUGGAUUUCUACUUUGUAAAUGUAGCCAUUAACUUCAUGUUGUUACAAACCCUUUUUUUGUUGGUAUUAUUGGUAUCACUAAAAAGGAAGUUGUUCUGUUUACUUGUAGCAGACUAAUGCUGUGAAAAAACAAUACCAAAGUGAUUCACUACAUGCACCGACUUGUGCAUAUAUGACCCACCUCUGCUUUUAUGCAAGUUAGGUCAUGUCAUUCUAAUUAAAUCAUUUUCCUGUUCCAGUGUAUACCUGAAUUCUGCCUACUGUUACAUUCCCAAUUGUUUUAACUGUUUAAACUGGAUAUCAUUACUUUGCAUAAUAAAAUAUACCAUUACUGAGGA